UGACAGGAAGUGUGUGAGGCGGAAUCACUACCGCUGCCUCUCCUGCUAGUUUAGCCCGACAAACGGCGGAUUUCUUUAUUCGUUCACCGCCUCGGAGGGAUGUGGACGUGAAUUAUGCGUUUUAAGACCGACCCGGGGCAAAGAUGCAAUGGAGGUCGAUAGUAGUUGGUCUGGUCGUGUUGAGACUGUCCCUCAGCUGCGUGCUGUGGUUAGCCUUCGGACUGGGACCGAGCGUUAGCUGGGGCUUCAACUUCCACCUCAGCUUCAAUUUGCACAAACUGGACUUGCUGUUCAGGGAGGAAAAGGGCACCGAGGCGAGCGGAAACUCCUGGUCCCAGCGCAUACAGGGUCAGCGGUAUGAAGAGGCGGCGACCACCUGUGCGAAGGCUGGAGAGCAGUCCAGACCCAAGAGGUCCUACCUGAGCUUCUUCGACGGCAACAAGGACGAGUACGUGCGGAGAUACAGCUCCUUCCCGGACACGCUCAAAGCAAAGAUGAAAGACAUGGCCAAAGAAAUGUUCUAUUUCGGAUAUGACAAUUAUAUGAAAUAUGCCUUUCCUGAGGACGAGCUGAAUCCCAUUGACUGUGAAGGGAGGGGUCCAGACGUGCUAAACCCGUCCAACAUCAACAUAAAUGACGUCCUGGGGAACUACUCUCUGACACUCAUUGACACCUUAGACACCCUGCUGGUGCUCGGCAACGUGACAGAAUUCCACAGAGCCGUCAAGCUGGUUAUAGAUACCGUGUCUUUUGACAAGGACUCGACUGUCCAAGUGUUCGAGGCAAACAUCAGGAUCUUGGGAAGCCUGAUCUCAGCGCACAUUCUGCUGACUGACCCAAAGCAUCCAUUUGGCGAGGUGGGCUUCGACGGUUACGAUAACGAGCUGCUGCACUUGGCUCACGACCUGGCUGUCCGCUUGCUGCCAGCCUUCGAGAACACCAGCACGGGGAUCCCCUACCCCAGGGUGAACCUGAAGAGCGGCGUUCCUCCUGACAGCAUCAACGAGACCUGUACCGCCGGCGCCGGGUCCCUGCUGGUGGAAUUUGGGAUUCUGAGUCGCUUGAUUGGAGAUUCCACAUUUGAGUGGGUAGCGAGACGGGCCGUCAGAGCUCUGUGGAACCUGAGGAGCAACGAAACCGGUCUGUUGGGGAAUGUAGUUAACAUCCAAACAGGCCAGUGGGUUGGCAAGCAGAGCGGCCUUGGAGCUGGUAUGGACUCCUUCUACGAGUAUUUGCUGAAGUCCUACAUCCUUUUCGGCGAGAAGGAGGACUACCGCAUGUUUCAGGCUGCUUACGAGAGCAUACAGAACCACCUGAGAAGAGGAAGGGAGUCAUGCAACGAAGGCGAGGGCGACCCACCCCUCUACGUGAACGUGAACAUGUUCAGCGGUGAGAUCAUGAACACCUGGAUCGAUUCCCUUCAGGCCUUCUUUCCUGGGCUGCAGGUGCUGAAUGGCGACGUGGACAACGCCAUUUGCCUGCACGCUUUCUACUACGCCAUCUGGAAGCGCUUCGGAGCGCUGCCGGAGAGGUACAACUGGCAGCUGCAGGCUCCCGAUGUGCUCUUCUACCCUUUGAGGCCGGAGCUGGUGGAGUCGACCUACCUGCUGUACCAGGCGACCAAAAAUCCUUUCUAUUUGCAUGUGGGGAUGGAUAUUCUUCAGAGCCUUGAGAAAAAUGCCAAAGUCAGAUGUGGGUACGCAACUCUGCACCACGUCGUGGACAAAUCCAAAGAGGACCGCAUGGAGAGCUUCUUCCUGAGCGAGACCUGCAAAUACCUGUACCUGCUGUUUGACGAGGACAACCCGCUCCACAAAUCCGACAACAAGUACAUCUUCACCACAGAGGGCCACGUCGUGCCUAUAGACAAGCGCUUCAGGGAGAAACAGUGGAACGACUUGUUCCCGUGUGAGGAGGGAGCGCUGGCAGAAAGAGAGCCACAGAACCAGCCGGCACCGAGCAACAUCAGCAACUCACGGUCUGUCCUUUGCUCUCUGCAGUGUAACCGGAUCCCAGACGAGCGGCGCUACACUCUGCCGUUGAAGAGCGUCUACAUGCGGCAGAUCGAUCACAUGGUGGGACUUUUCUGAGCGAGGGGACGGAUGUGGGGACAUUUGCAUGGGCAGGCCUGAGAAGAAACCCCUCGUUGGUCAAAAUCCUCGUCUCAUCUGCUCCGGAUCCAGACAGCAGCCCGACACUAAAGGAAUCCUGAGAAAGCAGCGUGACUUCUCGCUGUAUUAAAUUAGGGGUGUUUUCUGCUUUUCGGUGGGUGAGGAUGUCAAAUUAGGACUCAUCCUUUAUUAUUAUUAUUAUUAUUAUUAUUUUGUGGCUGAUGACAAAUUGAGACUGUUUAAGUGGUUUUAGAAUAACGGAUGUGUUCUAGUGAAGCAAAAAAAAAAAGUCUGUUCAGGUAUGAGUGCAUGUGUGAUUGUGUGUGUGUGUGUGUGUGUGUGUGUGUUUUGAAUUACAGCUGAGCUGUGAAUCAUGUUAUUAUUUUUAUGGGAACAGUGCCAUCUAGCCACACACAUGUAAAACGUACAGCCUGUAAAAGUGCUCACCUCUGAAAGCAUCUCUCUAAACGUGAUGAUUAGUGCCUCUUUGCAGUUGAUUCACUCGACUAGAUCAGUGCUUUUACACAAGGGCUCCACAUUAGCAGACAGACAGACAGACAGGCGACGACUUAUGCACACACUGUACAACCCUGUUUCCUGUAACGUGCUUUAGAUUGUGCCUGAAGGAAAACCGUUGAUCUUUUGUACAUCCGAGGCAGGUUUUCAAACUCGUUCAAACAGCUGUCACGUCUUUUUGACUCUGAAAUGUUUGUUUUCCAAAAUAGCACUAGCAAUAUUGCAAAGGGUUUUAGAUUGGCUUCGAUUUUGUUUUGCACAUUUGUCAAGUGGAAACCUCAGCAAAGGCUGCUUCCCAGCCAGGGAGUAACAGACGACAUGAUGGUGAACUGCUUCCUGCCUGUCUGGUGUGAACGUGCUUCUAAUAAUUCAGAACCAACAGAAGCGUUGAUCUCUCAGGCCUCUAGUUACUCGAUGUCUUACUGUGGGGAAACAGAUGUGCCAUGGCCGGAUGAGAGAGAGGUUCACGGUGACUCUUUAAAGUGCCUUCAAUGCGUCUUGGUCUCUCUGGAUGCUGUACAGCGCCCACUCGUUGUGGAUGACAUGUCUGUAGAUGUUUCGAGGCCACUGUUCUUGCACAACAAGUGUCAUUCCAUGUGUAUGUACAGUUUUACACUGAUUAUGACAUUCAGCUCCUUUUUAGACAAAACAAGCCAUACCAUGUGUUCUUUUUAUGGUUUAACAAGUGAAAAUGUUUUCUGUUAUGUUUCUGUCGGGCAUGUUUCCGACACAGAUUCUCCUCGUUUCGAUCAGACAGAAGUCGUCGUUUGCUGUUUCUCUUCGGUGCACAUCGUACCAGUCGGCUGUCAUGUGGUGAGAACUCAGGGUUUAAAAGAAACAAAAAUCAAUGAAUGCUUUCAUAAGAAAUAAACCUUUCUUGAAAUGUCGUUGCCUACCAUGUCUUAGGAUAGCCUUAGGUAUUUAUAUCGCAAACCACCUUGGUCGUCUGAGGUCAAAGAACAGCGACGCUGAAGCACAGCUGUACUGUGAAUAUUCAUUAUUGUUCUACGCCGUCAGAAAAAGUCUCAUGAACUGUGAUGUUUUGCUCAUGUACAACUCCUCUGAGGUGUAUUUUGUGGCUGGUUGAUUGUUUUGCCAGACAUCCUGACUGUACAUGGACUCUGCUGGCUCAACAUCAGCAUCUUCUUUGGUUUUGGGAGUCAGCUGUCCACUUUCUCAUGCGUUGUUUAAACUUCCCCGCCGCGUAUCGGCGACAUUAUGUCAAAGGAACAGUCUGAGAUUGUGCAAAAUAUGUUUCUUGCUAAGAGCUGAAUGAAAAGAUGGACAUGACUCGAUGCUUCUGUGCUCACACGUGUCCAGGUGAACCCUGCUUUUCACUUAAAGUAAACCGGGAUUGAGCGAUGA
This is a messenger RNA of Stegastes partitus (bicolor damselfish), 3992 nucleotides long. It is a transcript of the gene edem1, whose product is annotated as ER degradation enhancer, mannosidase alpha-like 1. Bases 144 to 2090 code for a protein of 648 amino acids. The transcript has 12 exons. Gene Ontology annotation, molecular function: calcium ion binding; mannosyl-oligosaccharide 1,2-alpha-mannosidase activity. The record is from RefSeq and is a predicted model, not a curated record. Gene Ontology annotation, cellular component: membrane. Lineage: Eukaryota; Metazoa; Chordata; Actinopteri; Pomacentridae. Gene Ontology annotation, biological process: mannose trimming involved in glycoprotein ERAD pathway; endoplasmic reticulum mannose trimming; carbohydrate metabolic process.